AUGUCAGACCGUUUAUUCCAAAAGUACUCUGAGAUCCUUUUCACAGGCUCGUACACAAAGUUUUCUCCUGAAAAACUUCACCAGCUCCAUAAAGAUGUUGGCCAGAUUCUUCCAACUGCCCAGGAAAAGCUAGACUCUGCUGAGUUGUUUGAUCUUUACGAAUUGUACUUUCACGUUUCGCUUCUUACGAAUCAUGAUGUUAAUGCUAAGCUGAUGCUUGAUAGAUUCAAUGAUGAGUUUUCUGGCCAGCGGUCCCAAAAGUACCUGAUUUUGAAGUCCAUGUAUUAUGAAGCCACAGGAAAAGAUAGAGAGGCUGUGGAUGCAUUGGGCGCCAGCACCGAUGAGCUCCGUGCUUCUAGAAGGUUGGCUACUUUUGCUAGAUACAAGGCUGACGGAUCUGAAAACGUGGCUGAAUAUAUCAAGUCGUUGACGUUCUACUUGAACAUCCAGCCUUCUGACGUUACUACGUGGGCAGAAUUGGCUGAGCAGUACGCUAAGAUUGGUAACUACGAAGAGGCUACCUUCUGUAUCAAGGAAGUGUUGCUUCUUGAGCCAUUGGCAUACAACAUGUUCUACAAGGCUGGUCUUUACCAGUACUACCACUUCUUGCAACAAGACCAGGCCAAGUCUGAAAAGGAAAAGGAUCUCUUGGCCCUCUAUCCUAUCCUUCAAGCCGCCAGAGACUCUUUCCUUCGUGCUGUGGAACUCAGCGCCACCUUCACCAAAGCAUGGGUUGGCAUUGCCACCGUCGGCGACAGCGACUUGAUCAACAGAUUAGAAAACAGCAAAAAGGUCAGCGCUGACUCCAAAGUCCUGGCUUUCGUCAAAGAAACCAUCCAAGUUAGAGAAUUGGCCAAACUGAGAGUCAGAGAGUUGGAAAAACUCCCAUCCGACGCUGACCUCAAGAAACACCUCAUCAAGCCUGAAAUCAAGGCCUAG
This is a messenger RNA of Candidozyma haemuli, 939 nucleotides long. RefSeq lists its product as uncharacterized. Lineage: Eukaryota; Fungi; Ascomycota; Pichiomycetes; Serinales; Metschnikowiaceae. Gene Ontology annotation, biological process: protein folding in endoplasmic reticulum. The record is from RefSeq and is a predicted model, not a curated record. The transcript has a single exon. Gene Ontology annotation, molecular function: protein binding. Gene Ontology annotation, cellular component: EMC complex. Bases 1 to 939 code for a protein of 312 amino acids.